Messenger RNA from Neurospora crassa OR74A, 1171 nucleotides. RefSeq lists its product as hypothetical. The record is from RefSeq and is a predicted model, not a curated record. The transcript is spliced from 2 exons. Lineage: Eukaryota; Fungi; Ascomycota; Sordariomycetes; Sordariales; Sordariaceae. The coding region runs from base 539 to 922 and encodes 127 amino acids.
CAUCAGAUCAGGGUACUCAUCGCCGAUUCAGACGUCAUCAAGGCCAUCGAAUUUCUCUUCAAACGGGAAGGAAGCCCCCAAACAAGUUAGUUGUAACUGUUAGUUCAGUCAUCUACUAACGAAUAUCAUGCAAACUGUUGGCCAAAUCUGUUAGCGUCACUUCUCUGGGAAUCUUGACAGCCGGUCAACCCCAGCCCGUUUGUCCACUACGUGAGAUGGAAAGAGCCCAUCCGUGCCACUCACCGAGGACAGAACAACCAGAUCAAAUAAUACGAGCACCUUCCCUUUAAUCCACAGUACACCACGCCGACUUCAUUUACCACUGGUCCCCAGACGUGACUAUUUCAGCUCCCGCCCACCCAGCAACACAACUUCCAGUCCUCCACCACCACCGCCACCUCUAUCUCGCAGCCCCAACACCGCAACACAAACAUACACUUCCGACUGAGAUACAGAAGGCUUCACAAGCACCAACAACGGACGUGACUGUGACGCCAAUCAACGACAACACAGCAGCGAUCAAUCACCAGACACCAACAUGAGCACCACCGAGCAACAGCAACUUCCCUCGCGUGAGGAGCUCCAGCAGCGUGCUGUUGAGGGCCACCCCAUCACCACCGAUGAGGUUUCAAAGAUCGCCAAGACGGAGGCUGAGCUGACGGACGGUCGUGGACCUAUUGCGGGCGGAGUUGCCGCGACGGCGCAGAGCUUGAAGGCCAAGCAGGAGCACUUCAUUGAGGUGGCCAGCGAGGUGUCUCACAAGCCCGUCAACGAGGUCACCAGAGAGGAUGCGGCUGCUGUUGAGAGCGCCGAGGCACGUCUUCUUGGUCACCGUCCCCCCAAGGGAUCGACUGCCGCCACGAUUCAGUCGAUCGCCGACAAGAACGAGAGACUUAUGUCCGAGACCAAGGAGGAGUCCUAAUUAGUUGGGAUUCGUUCGAAGUUUGCUAUAAUGAUUACGACGACACGGUUUGCACAUUUAGGCAUGGGAGUUAUGGAGGAUAGGCUUUGGGAGAGAUUACACAAGAAACAUAGCAUAUGGACAAUGACUAAAAAGUCUGGUGGGAAGAAUUUGAUUGAUUGGGAUCACUAGAGACUUACAUCAGAUAUUGCCAACCCAUACCAGCUUUGCUAGUACAGCACGAUGGGUCCAAAAGAAACAAUUUCGACA